Messenger RNA from Psylliodes chrysocephalus, 455 nucleotides. NCBI's taxonomy places the organism in Eukaryota, Metazoa, Arthropoda, Insecta, Coleoptera, Chrysomelidae. The record is from the annotation of a GenBank genome assembly.
GCUUGUGUGUCGUCAAUUAUCAUAAUGUCUGUUAAUAAUUAAAAUGCCUAAUCAGUGUUGUUAUGUAUGCGGCAAAAUAUUUUCAAAUGCAUCAAGUUUAAGGCGACAUGCAAGAAAUUUUCACAAAGAUGCAGCGGAUGAAAUCGCCCCAAACUUGUACAAAAAUUCCACGAAAUAUAAUUUCAAUUGUCAGUGUGAUAUACAAAACAAAAUUACCAGGUACUUGAAAGAUAUGAAUUGUCCUACGAAACUUCAAAUAAUUAAAAAUAUAUUAGCAAAUAUAUAUUUCACCUACAUUAGCUGUAAAUUCGUCCAGCAAUUUAUUCGCAUCAACAACUUCCUAUAUUAGAACUCCACAUAAUAAGAAAAUUACGCCACAGAGAUCACUCUUUUCAACAAAAAAGAAAAGUUGCAAAAAGACGAAAAAUUGGACGCGCCCGGCAGAAGAUGAUGCA